UACCAAGCACCCGUCAAUCCUGAUUAUCACAAAUGCGGACCGGGAUGUGUUGUUUUGACGUUUAAGGUGUUAAUAGAGAUUAAAAAGUCUGGUAAUGUCUCUAAAGAAGCACUCGUCCUUUGCAAGUGCAAGGUCACGGUUAUUGCCCAGGAUGAUGGUCAGCACCUGCAACGUGAUGGCCCAGAAGUCUCAGGGUCCAUCCACAAGCGGCGAACUGACCGGUGAGCUGGGCAACAUGCAGUACACAGCAGUGUCCACAAAAAACCACUGCUGCAAGAUGCUGCACGGCCUCCAGGACCUCCGAGCCACGGGAACUCUCUGCGACUACUCACUCAUCGCCGAGGGCAGCACCAUCCGCGUCCACAAGGCCGUCAUGGCUGCCUGCAGCGACUAUUUCCGGGUGAUGUUGACGGGAGACAUGCGGGAGAGCCGCGAGUGCAGCGUGGAGCUGAAGGGUGUCACUUCGGGCGGACUGCAGGUCGUGGUCGACUUCUCGUACACCGGGAAACUCGGGCUCACGGUGGAGAACGUCGAGGAGGUGCUGUCGGCUGCAACACACCUCCAGGUGAGCGACGCCGUCGAGCUGUGCAGUCGGUAUCUCGAGACAACCAUCACUGUCGACAACUGCGUGGAUAUUUUAAAUCUGGCCGAGCUCUACUCACUAACAACAACCUACAUGAAGGCCAGACUGUACAUGCUGGAGAAUUUCGAAAUCGUCGCAAAUUCGGAGCAGUAUUUCAAGUUGACGCAUCUGCAGCUUGCGUCCAUGCUGGCCGAGAAUUGUCUUAAUGUACUCUCGGAAUAUCGGCUGUUUGAGCUGGUGCUUAAGUGGAUCAAAUUCAUGCCGCAAACGAGAAACAAAGUUGUAGCGGAACUCAUGCGCAACAUUCGCCUGCCUCUUUUGUCGGGCGAGGAACUCGUAGAAAAGGUGUCAUGUGUCGACUUGAUGAAGGAGGAUGUGGAAUGCAGCAGUCUCCUGACAGCGGCCAAGGACUACCACAUCGUCGUAAGCAAGCAGCCUCUGCUACAGAGCACCCGCACACAGGUUCGCUCCGACCGCAAGUCUCUCAUUAUGUGCCACGCCCAGAACCUCGAGAGCUACACGUUCAAGACCAAACGGCAGGGCUUCCUCCGCGACGCUACCAUUCCGCUCUACAACCCCUGCAUUGUCGUCGUUGACAACUUUAUGUACGCCUGCGGGGGCAAAUACGACAGCACCGAGAACAACGAGAUCGCCACGGCACGCUGCUUCCGGUACGACCCGCGCUUCGACUUCUGGUACGAACUGCAGUCGAUGAACGAGGCCCGCAAGGACUUCGUGGUGGUUGCCCUCGAUGGGAAGCUGUAUGCGAUCGCGGGCCAGGACGAGAACAUGGUCAUGUGCACGGUCGAGUGCUUCACGAUCGCACAGAACGACUGGGAGAUGCGCGCCUCGCUGAGUCACUCUGUGUACGCACACGCGGGCACCGUGUGCCAGGAGAAGUUCUACAUAUCGGGCGGGCAGCGCUUCUCCGGUUGCUGUAGCAAUCUUGUGUGCUACUCACCCAUCACGGACUCAUGGGAGGAGAAGGCGAGCAUGAUUCACGGACGCUGCAAUCACAUCAUGGAGGAGAUACGCGAAAAGCUGUACGUUGUUGGUGGAAACAUCGAAGACAGUUACGGGUUUCCCGUUCCCAUAAUCGCCAUCGAGCGAUACUGUGCUCUCUCCAACCAGUGGACGAUGUGCGAAAGGACGAUGAAUAUUCGAGAAGCUGGGGCAAGCAAGUUCGAGGACAAGGUAUACAUUGUGGGUGGGAUCAAUGGAGAACACUACUAUUCUGACCUCCUGCAGCAGUACGACCCACUCAAAGAUGACAUAGCGCUGCUCGAGAAAUUCCCCACACGAAUCUACGGAAAGUCUUGCUGUAUUUUAACUUUACCUCAGUAUGUUUGAUGAGCAAAGUAACAUCCAUUUUGCAUGGUGCAAUGUUCAUUUGAAGGAUAGUAGAGUGCUGCUUGAAGAAUUCCCCACACAAAUCUAUUGUAGUCUUGUUCAGUAUGUUUGAUGAGCAAAGCACCAUCCAUUUUGCAUGGUGCAAUGUUCAUUUGAAGGAUGGCAUAUGGCACUGCUUAAAAAAUUCCCCAGAUAAUUCUAUUCAAAGUCCUGCUGUAUUUUAACUUUACCUCAGUACAUUUGAUGAGCAUAGUACUGUAACAUCCAUCUUUCCUGGUGCAUUUGAAGGAUGGCAUAGCACUGUUAGAGAAAUUCCCCACAUGAAUCUACGGAAAGUCUUGCUGUAUUUUAACUUUACCUCAGUAUGUUUGAUGAGCAAAGCAACAUCCAUUUUGUCUGGUGCAAUGGAGACAUUUUUAUUUGAAAGUUGGCAUAGUGUUUGUUAGAAAAAUUCUCCACAUGAGUCUCUGAAAAGUCUUGCUGUAUUUGAACUAAUUUGUGUCGGUAAGUUUAAUGAGCGAAGUACAACUUCCAUUUUGCCUGGUGCAAUGGAGAAAAGUUCAUUAAAGGAUGGCAUAGCGCUGCUUGAAAAGUUCCCAACAUGAAUCUACGGAAAGUCUUUCUGUAUUUUAACUUUACCUCAUGACGUUUGAUGAGUGAAAUACUGUAUGUGUAACUUCCAUUUUGCUGGUGCAAUGGAGACUUGUUCAUCUGAAGGAUGACAUAGCACUGCUUGAUAAAUUCCUGACAUAAAUUCACAGAAAGUUUUUGUACAAAUCUAUUGAAAGUCUUGCUGUAUUUUACCUUUGCGUCAAUCUUUGAUGAGUGAAGUUUCCGUUUUGCCUGGUGCAGUGUGUAUCAUUUGAAGGAAAUGUAGCUGUUUGUAAAAUUUAUCACACAAUUGUGUGGGAAGUCUGAUUGUAUUUUAACUUUGUUUAAUUAAAUAAUGUGUACAUGUAUAUAAUAAGCAAAGCUGCGAAGUAAAUUCUGUUUUGCCUGGUGCAGUGGCAGUGUAUCCUUGUGCAAGAUGACAGAUACAUGUAUGUACCACUGCUGGAAAAAAUCUCUGCACAAAUCUGUACAAACUCAAUUAAGCCCCACCCAACCCCACCCCAUGUUUUCUACCAUAAUUGUCUAACACAAUAUUCUUACUCUUGUCCAGUCUGAAAUAUGACAGAAAAAUUAAAUUAUUGCUAUCUGAAAGAGGAGUGUAUUAAUAAAAAAGAAAAUAUGA
Molecule: messenger RNA, 3167 nt
Organism: Gigantopelta aegis
Lineage: Eukaryota; Metazoa; Mollusca; Gastropoda; Neomphalida; Peltospiridae
Product: kelch-like protein 9
Exons: 3
Coding region: 95-1933 (612 amino acids)
Molecular function (GO): protein binding
Source: RefSeq, a predicted model, not a curated record